Messenger RNA from Schizosaccharomyces cryophilus OY26, 3225 nucleotides. Its product is annotated as AAA family ATPase Grc3. Gene Ontology annotation, cellular component: nucleus. The transcript is spliced from 2 exons. Gene Ontology annotation, molecular function: polynucleotide 5'-hydroxyl-kinase activity. The record is from RefSeq and is a predicted model, not a curated record. The coding region runs from base 282 to 2594 and encodes 770 amino acids. Gene Ontology annotation, biological process: cleavage in ITS2 between 5.8S rRNA and LSU-rRNA of tricistronic rRNA transcript (SSU-rRNA, 5.8S rRNA, LSU-rRNA). NCBI's taxonomy places the organism in Eukaryota, Fungi, Ascomycota, Schizosaccharomycetes, Schizosaccharomycetales, Schizosaccharomycetaceae.
UACUAAGAAGAAAGGGGAACGAGUCAUUUAGUAGUCCUUUCCUCCACCGCUACGCGUCUUUUAUUUACAUUGUGCAUGCUUCAAUUCUGUUCAAGCAAGGCUGUUUCGUGCUCUUAAAAGUUUUUUUGGUUUGUUUUUAGGGGAAAUCUAUUGACGGCUUUCUAUUUCCAUCUAUAGAGCUUCAUUCAUUCGUUAUAUCGUGUUUGCUGGACAAACUGCUUUCUCACAUUCCUCUUGGUACGAUUUGGUCAUUCUUGGAUUUAUAUAAUUAAAGAGAGGAAAUGGAACACUCUGCUUUCUAUCAGAUCACCAUGGCAAAACGGAAACGUGCAGAAUCCUCGUCGAAAGCUCCUCUCAGUGCUUUCGCCGCUCGUCAACUAAAUCUAGAACAGAAUACUACCAAAGAGAAGAAGAAGAGGGGAAAUAAAAAUGAAUUACCAAACGAAGGUACCGAGCAACCUCUAGAAACCAUGGAACUAACAUCUGCUCCUUUAGAAGAUCAUUCUUCUUCCAAACAAGCCUCUUUUCAGGUCCUAGUUCCCGGGAUAGAUCGUUCUGGUAAAACCGGUAUUGAUCAGCCGCCUCCCCAUGAAGGUGGUGUUGACGUACCGACCAUGCCAUCUUCCGUACAGGUUACUUUAAACAAACCUUCAGUUGCAGAUGAAUCUUCGCCUUCUCCCUUGUCUGCCUCUCCUUCUUUAGUGGAGGCUGACGCUGAGUCGAGGUCGAAUACACCAUCUUCUUCGUUUAACACAUCAUUGCAAAAAGAGGACCUUAGGUAUCCAUAUACACACUUAACUGAAACGAACUCUGUUCGCGUCAAGGAUGCUUUGUUUGUCGGAUUGCACUCUGGGGAAAAACUGGCUAUGGUCGGAACCUACUUAUUUGCCUGCGCCCGUGGAGGUUUUAGUUUAUUUGGCGCCUCGUAUGCUUGUCGACCAAAGAAUGAAAGAGGCCAAAUUUGGCAUUCUUUAAAUGUCCCCUUGAUGUAUCCCACUCCGAUUUUUGUUUCGGAGAAUAUUUCUAAUACGUCCGUUACUUUCAACUCAGUCGAAUCAACCGAUUCUUCCUCAUCGACAGGCCAUCCCGCAACGGAAUCUGUAGAAAGUACUAGCAUAUCCGAUUUUGAGAACGCCUUAGGCGUAAACGUGGACUCUUUACUUCCCUCUUUUGAGACCGUACUGGUGUUCAAAAUGAAUGAUAUAGGUAUUUCUAAAAUUCCACGUGUUUCUCCUUUUGCUAAGCGGCUUUUUAAUAUGCCUUCUCUCUUGGAAAAUGCAUCUUCUCUAUCGUCGAGUUUUGAAAUUAUACCAGAUUCUUGGAAAACCUUUGCUGACUCUAUGCUUUCCACAUAUGCUUCAUCCAUGCAUACCCCUCCCAAGUUGUUGAUUUGUGGACCUAAAGGUGCAGGCAAAAGUACUUGUUGUCGAUAUCUUACGAAUCGCCUAGUAAAUUGCACCGACUAUGUUGCGUUUCUAGACAUUGAUCCUGGUCAACCAGAAGUGGUUCCAUUUGGCCACAUUUCAUUAUAUUUUUUGAAUUCUCCUCUUCAGGGUCCUGCUUUCUGUCGCUUGCUUUCUAAUGUACGAUCUUUUCGAAUUCAUAUCGGCGAAAGUACACCUCAAAGGGAUCCGACUCAUUAUCUUGCUUCUACAUUCAGACUUUUCUCCGAAUAUCAAAAAUUUAACUUUGAAAGAGAGCUUGAGGGAAAACCGCCCGUUUCGUUAAUUAUUAAUUGCCCUGGAUGGAUGAAAGGAGGGGGUGCGGAACUUCUUUUUGGCCUUGUUAAUCAAAUUUCACCUACUGAAGUAGUUUAUUUGAGUAGAAGUUAUUCGAGAUCUAAUCAGGUUGAUAAAAAGAGUAUCUACCAGCAUAAAGAAGGUAUCCCGGAAUUCCUACUACAGGCAACGCAUUUCAAGUUUUCUCAGUUGGAAUCAUCUUGGCAGUAUUUGCCUGAUCCUAAUGCGCAUCGCAUUUCCUCUGCUGACAAUCGGAAAUUAGGACUUUUGAGUUAUUUACACUUUGAUAUAGAGCAUAAUGUUUGGGAUUUUACAAGGAGCCUGGCAGUGCGCCAGCCUUUGGCAACGUCUUUUAGCGGCCCACAACAUGGUAUAGAUGCGGUUAACAUAAUUGGAGAACCAUUAAACUUGAUGGAUAUUUCGAAAGCCAUUAAUGGUACUCUUCUAGCACUUUGCGCAUACGAAGUAUCAAAUGAAAAAGAAUGGAACGAUAAUCAGAUUGUCGAAACGCCUGAGGGAAUACCUGUGCUCGUUAACGAUGGUCUUCCGUUGGAUCCAGCCAAUGCCCAGUGCUUUGGAUUAGUUUUACUUCGCAGUAUUGACUUAGUCAAAAAGGAAUUUCACUUUGUAGGACCAAUUAAUUUGGACUUACUAGCAGACGCGUAUUCAAAAGGAAUGAAAAUUGUUCUCGAACGAGGUCGUCUUGAAUUGCCGCUUUCUACUAUGCUUGACAGACGUUUGGUUGUUCUCCCUGAGUUACCAUACCUCGAGAGAAAUUUUGCUUCAAUUGCAGCAGGCUCUCAGCGAAGACGUAUUAGACGCAACAUUGUCCGUCGUGGUGGUCUAACGGGUUAAUUGAUUAUUAAUUGUAUAUGGCAAAGUAUGUUUAUUUCGUUUAUGAUGACUAUUCUUCAAUGCUGAAAAGAAAAAGGGGUAGGUUGGUUAUGGAUUACAAAAAUCGUCUUGUCGUGUUACUUUUGAUACAAAAGUUGCUUACAGAUAUAAUUUGCGGGAUUUUUUUAGUCAGCAUACAUACAGUUCAUUCAGAUCCAUUUUUGGGCAUUGCUUGCAUGAUGCUUCAUAAUUUUUACGUCUUUUAUAUCGAAGCAAAGGCUUUUGUAGGUUUGAAGUUUGAUAUUUUCUAGUUAAAAGAAAAAAAAAAAAUUAUAUGCGUGUUUGGGAAUAAGGCUUUAUAUAUUAAUGGGCAUAAAAUUAAAUAUUAUGGUUUGGUUUGCAAAUAAAAAAAGAUGAGCAUUUCUAGUAACUUCUAAAUUCCUUGAAAAGGAUUUUACUUAUAUUUCUAAUACUUAAUCGUCAAACCAUACUUUUUUUUGGUCUCUCCAAGAUAUGUGUGAUAACUUGAUACGCUGGAGGAAUAGUGUUUUAUUUUAAUUAACAUUUGAAUAGGGCCACAAUUCAAUGAGGAUUUACAGUCUUAUACUCGUAACAAAUAUUUUCAUAUCAAUAAAAUGAAACAAGCAGCUCC